This is a messenger RNA of Rhinichthys klamathensis goyatoka, 6281 nucleotides long. RefSeq names its product nuclear receptor coactivator 2 (gene ncoa2). Lineage: Eukaryota; Metazoa; Chordata; Actinopteri; Cypriniformes; Leuciscidae. Gene Ontology annotation, biological process: cellular response to hormone stimulus; positive regulation of transcription by RNA polymerase II. The record is from RefSeq and is a predicted model, not a curated record. The coding region runs from base 342 to 4859 and encodes 1505 amino acids. Gene Ontology annotation, molecular function: nuclear receptor binding; protein dimerization activity. The transcript has 22 exons. Gene Ontology annotation, cellular component: nucleus.
AAUUGCAUAAGUCACUGUUUGCAGAUUUCCCUUUGAGAGAAGUUACUUUCGAUGUAGACCUUUGAUCGACACGGGUUGGAACGUAGGAUUCAUUCUGAUUCGUCGAUGCUUGAUCUCGGUCGCUGGCGUACAUUCACAUGGAAGUAUUUUUAUGGGCUAUAGGAAAUCAACCUGUCGCCGUGUGGGUUUUGAUCGGAUACCUGACGCAUUUCGGGGUUAUUGUUGCUGACUAAUCACGAUUGAGAGAAGAGAAUAAUGCCCAAAGAUUUCCACUGGUCCCACUGCUGCAGAAAUGCCCUGAGGCUUAGUCUGGACUGAAGCCAAGGUGAUAUGCAUUGAGGAUGAGUGCUGUCGGGGAUAACUCAUCGGACCCUGCCAGGUCAGAGGGUCAGAAGCGUAAGGAAUGCCCAUCAGACCUCCUGGGCCCAAGUCCCAAACGAAGCACUGAGAAACGCAACCGGGAACAUGAAAAUAAGUACAUAGAGGAGCUUGCAGAGCUGAUUUUCGCAAACUUCAAUGACAUCGACAACUUCAAUGUCAAGCCUGACAAAUGUGCAAUCCUAAAGGAAACCGUGAAACAGAUUCGUCAAAUUAAAGAGCAAGAAAAAGCUGCUGCAGCCAAUGAGGAUGAAGUGCAGAAGGCUGAUGUGUCGUCGACAGGCCAAAGUGUUAUUGACAAAGAUGCCCUUGGACCAAUGAUGCUGGAGGCCUUAGAUGGUUUCUUCUUUGUUGUGAACAUGGAGGGGAACAUCGUGUUUGUGUCGGAGAACGUGACGCAGUACCUGCGGUAUAAUCAGGAAGAGCUGAUGAACACCAGUGUGUACAGCAUCCUGCAUGUAGGAGAUCAUACAGAAUUCAUCAAAAACCUCCUGCCCAAGUCACAUGUGAACGGAGUGCCGUGGUCCAGCGAGAAUCCUCGACGGAACAGCCACACCUUCAACUGCCGCAUGCUCGUGAACCCUCACAGCGAGGCCGAAGAGACGCAGGAUCACGAGGCACAGCAGAAAUAUGAGACUAUGCAGUGUUUCGCUGUGUCUGAACCAAAGUCCAUCAAGGAGGAGGGAGAGGAUUUCCAGUCGUGUCUGAUCUGCGUAGCGCGGAGAGUACCCAUGAAAGAGAGACCCAUGCUCCCCACGCACGAAAGCUUCACCACCCGCCAAGACCUCCAAGGUAAGAUCACCUCCCUGGACACCAGUCUGUUACGAGCGUCUAUGAAGCCAGGCUGGGAAGACUUGGUGCGGAGAUGCAUUCAGCGAUUUCACCUCCAGAACGACGGAGAUAUGUCAUUCGCCAAGCGGCAUCAGCAAGAAGUGAUAAGGCAUGGGCAGGCGUUCAGUCCCAUCUACCGGUUUUCCCUGUCCGACGGGACCAUCGUCUCAGCUCACACCAAGAGCAAACUGGUUCGCUCACCUGCUACCAACGAGCCACAGCUCUACAUGUCCCUGCACAUCUUACAGAGGGAGCAGCCCGUCUGUGGCAUGACCCCCGAUCUCGGAAAUGCUCAGGCUAUGGUCAAGCCCAUGAACCCCAUGAGCUCUCCCAAUCCAGCUGGUUCCUCCGGCGCCCCCCAGGGGCAGGAUGCCACCGUCAGCAGCAACACAUCCACUUUCCCCUCCCCUGGUGGCCAGAAGGAGCCUGGCGCCAUCGGACCUGUACAGGGCCACCGUUUCGGCUGCCCAGGGACCAUGAGCCAUUCGGCAACCAUGCAGGCGGCCACCCCUCAGGGCAGUGGCUAUCCACUGAAGUUGAGCAGCCCGUCUCAGGGCAGUCCGGGCAUGCUGUCUCCAUGCCACCGAGCAAGUCCCGGAGUGGCAGGGUCUCCACGUUUGCCCCCGCCUCAGUUCUCCCCAGCAGGCAGCCUCCAUUCACCUGCGAGCAUGUGCACUAGCAGUACAGGUGGCAAUGGGGGAGCAGGCGGUAAUCAUGGUUACACAAGCAGUUCCCUUAAUGCCCUUCAGGCGCUUAGCGAGUGCCACGGCGUGAGCCACGGCCAAUCGUUGGGCUCGCCCGACAGGAAGUUGGGCUCGCCAGCUGCGAUGGGCAUGAAUCUUCACCUGCUGAAUAAAAUGGGAGCCUCUGAGUCAUUCGGAGAGCAGAACCAAUCGGAGCAGGGCAACAACGGGCAGGACGAUGGCAUCGAACAGCAAAGAGACGAAAAGGGCCAGUUUAACAACCCGGACGCCAGUGACCCGCAGAACCGGCUACGUGACAACAAAGGACAUACUAAACUCCUGCAGCUCCUCACCACUAAAACUGAGCCUAUCGAGUCCACCUCACCCCCACCAAUGGGUGGUGGAGAGCCCGGGGGUAAAGACCCCACCGGCGGCCCAGGAAAUGGCGGCAUGGGCUCUCAAAACGGAGCCGGGACACAUGCUACCUCUCUGAAGGAGAAGCAUAAGAUCCUUCACAGACUUCUCCAGAACAGUUCAUCGCCCGUCGACCUGGCCAAACUCACGGCCGAGGCCACGGGGAAGGAGCUGUGUCAGGAUUCUGCAGGUGGGACGGCCGGUGUGGCUGAUUUAGCCAUUAAACAAGAGCCCGUCAGCCCCAAGAAGAAGGACAAUGCCCUGCUGCGCUACCUACUGGAUAAAGAUGAUAACGCACUCAAGGAAAAAGGAUCUGGGGAGAUAAAGGUGGAGGGCGGUAAGAUGCAGGGAAUUAAGACCGAGAAAACCGAUGGUGGCUAUGAGCGUGUGGAGCAGUCGAGCGAGCUGGAUAUUAUCCUGGAUGAUCUACAGAACAGUCAGCCAAGCCUGUUCACGGACUCCCGGCCGGUGUCUUUGCCUGCUGCCGUGGACAAGCAGUCAAUCAUCAAUGACAUCCUUCAGAUGACUGGAGAGGGUGGAGCCAGCAUGGGUCCCCAGCAACAGAGAGCACUACAGGCUGUGGGCCAACAGAAUUUCGGUGCGCCGCGGCAAGGGCAUCCCGGCAGAGCUCCUCCGGUCAGAAGCGUGUCUUUGGAAAUGAACAUGCCUGCUAAAGGUGCUCAGGGUCAGUACCCUCUGAUGAGGAACAACAGCCCCUACUCACUCAUGCAGCAGCAAGGCAUGAUGGGAAACCACAGUGGCAUGUCUGGUCAGCCCAACAUGGUCAAUGCAGGAGUCAUGGGUAAUAACGUUUCCCGUGUAGGAAUGCAGCAGGACGGUUGGGGCGCACAGGGUCCUGGUCCCGUCGGUAGCGCGACCUCACCCGCCACAGCUGCUCCCGCCGGCCAGCACCCAAUCCCGCAGGGGGCGCUCCACGCUCGCAUGGUGGCUAACUCUGGCACAGGCAUGCCCAUGAGGCCCAACAGCCAGCCUGGACCCAGACAGAUGCUUCAGUCCCAGAUGAUGACCAAUGCCCAGUCAAAUAUGGAUAUGGGCAUGGCUGGCCACCAGUUUCCCCAGCAACAGGCACCGCCCAAUCAGACGGCUCCAUGGCCAGACAGUGUGAUGCCUAUAGAGCCGGUGCCAUUUGGGAACCAGAACAGCUCCAUAUACAGCGGUUCUCAGGAGGAUGUGCUGGGCCCUCCUCCCUCUGAGGGUCCGGCCGAUGAGGGCGCUCUCCUCAGCCAGCUCUACAAGGUCCUCAAAGAUUUUGAUGGUCUAGAGGAGAUAGACCGUGCACUCGGUAUCCCGGCAUUAGUGGGACAGGCCCAGCCGGUGGAGCAGGAUCAGUUCUCCGGUCAGGACCCGGGUAUGAUGAUGGAUCAGAAGCCGCCCAUGUACAGCCAACAGCAGUACGCUGCGUCCCAGGCCCACAUGCAGCAGGGCGGGUACACACCCAUGCAGGACCCCAGCUUCCACGGCAUGACGGGACAGAUGGGACAGAGGCCGGGAUACCCCAUGCUCCGUGUGCCGGCCAGACCAGGACUCAGGCCCACCGUGGUCGUCCCUAACCAACCCAAUACACUCAGACUGCAGCUUCAACACAGGCUACAAGCACAGCAGAAUCGUCAGCCUAUGAUGAAUCAGAUGACUGGAGUGUCAAAUAUGAACCUACCUCUAAGACCCAACGUUCCAAAUCAGGGGACAAUCAACGCUCAGAUGCUGGCCCAGCGGCAGAGAGAGAUGCUGAGUAAUCACUUGCGUCAGCGUCAGCUGGACCAACAGCGACAGCAACAGCAGCAGCAACAGCAGCAGCAACAGCAGCGCAGCAUGGUCAUGCGAGCCCAGGGUCUCAACCUGCCGCCCAACAUGGCCUCCGCAGGCAUGCCCGGAACCAUGAGCAACCCGCGGAUCCCCCAGGCCAACCCCCAGCAGUUCCCCUAUCCGCCCAACUACGGUACAGGACUGGCCUCGCCACCCCCCUCCACCAGCCCUUUCUCCCCCGGUUCUCCCAACCUCCCCGCCCCCCAGCUCCUCUCCCACAGCGCCAUGCAUGGCUCUCAGAUGAGUCUAGCUAACCAGGGGAUGCUGGGCAGUCUGAGCGGACAGUUUGGGGCUGUUAUGAGCCCUCAAAUGCAGCACAGUGCCUUUCAGUUCCCCAGCUCAGGUAUGAGUCAGCAGUCAGAUGGUGGGUUCGGUGGUGCCGCCACCCCUCAGAGCCCCCUCAUGUCUCCCAGGAUGGGCCACGCCCAGAGUCCCAUGAUGCAACAGGCCCAGGGCAACACUUCUUUCCAGUCCUCCCCUGAAAUGAACGGUUGGACACAGGGCAACAUGAAUGCCAACAGUAUGUUCACUCAGCAGUCGCCACCUCAGUUUGGCCAGCAGGCCAAUAACAACAUGUACAACGGUAACGGCAUGAACCUCAACGUGCCCAUGGCCACCAACUCGAGCAACAUGGGCCAAAUGGGCAACCAGAUGAGCAUGAGCUCAAUGAACUCUGGACCUGGGGGCAGCAUGGCCAACAUGGGCCCUGAACAGCAGAAGUAUUGUUGACACGGGGCAGACGACAUCACAAUGCAGUAAACCGAGUUUAAUGAAGAUGUUUCAUGAGUGAUUUUCUGCUGCAGCGUGAUCAAGGAGAGUUUGGAGUGAUGCUGUGCUAUUUAAGCUGCUAUCGGGGCCGUACGGGUCUUUAGAGAGCCUGUCUACUGCCCCCUACUGGACAUCUCUAGAGGAUGCAACAGGGGUACUGGAGCUCGGAGGGGACUGACACUCUCCCUCAAACACACACACACGCACACACACACUGACACUUUGAUCUUCUGGACCUAGAGCCCCCUCCCACCCCCUCAGUCGAGCACGGCCUUCUGUCUCGUACUUACACCGUAAGCCCUUUCCGUCAGUCUGCUCCGUUGCAUUCACCGUAGUGUGACUUAGGUCUCCCCUGUCCGUGGCAUCGGAAUCCUUGUCUCCCAUGAAUGUAUUCCUCCCUCUCUUUUUCUCUGUCUUCUCGUUCUCGUUUCUUCCUCUGGACUUCAGGCUCUUCUUAAGAAGACGUUCUAUUGCCCAACCAUCUUUCUCUCUGACUCCUUUCCAAUCUGACGGUCCAAAAACAGGCAAGAAUACUGCAUUUGAAAUGCACGCUCAAAAUUCAGCCACUUUGCCUUUUUGUUUUCUUUAUUGUUUUGUUUCAGAGUGCAAAUAAAGAUAGAAUGAUGUUGAAACGGCAUCUAUAUAGAUUAUGAGAAUCCAGAUGAUGGUUUGUAAAAUUAGCUUGAUUUAGUCAAGAGGUUUAUUGUGUAUUAAAUUAAGUUUUAUUCUAAUGUAUAGUUUGUUUUUUAAUAACAGUGUAGAUUUCUUUAUAAACCAUCAGUUAGAAAGAGAAAAAUCACUGAGAGUGCAUACGAAAUGCCUCAGCAUAAGAUAAAGUUCAACAUGGAUUUCGUUUUCAUUGGUCCAGUAGUUUCAGAGAGAAGGUGAUUUUGUUGUGGUUAGUCAAAUGAAAUACUGGUAGAUUGUAAAUACCAAUUCUGGGGGGUGGGGGGGAAUCUGUUUCGUAUUAUAUUUAAUUUUUUUUCCCCCAGUAUAUUUCCCCUUCCUCCCCUCAAAUUCCAGUCUUAAUUGUUUCUGGAACUAGGACGGAGUUUCUCACCACGAGCAUGUUCGUUUGGCGGGAAGAUGAGGAUGUGCUGAUUCCUGUGGUACUAAGGAAGGGGGAGCCGGGGUCCGGUGGCUCUUCUUUCCUGGGUGGGGGUCUGGGAGGGUGCUGUGUGUACAGUGUACAGAUACUCGCUUGCUUCUAAGCCUUUAGCCGGGAGCCCCACCGGAGGAACCCAACACAGCCAUAAACUCAACACUGAAGCCUGCUUUCUUUGUUGUGUGGAGUGACGUGCUUCAUGCCAGAUGCUAUAGGUACAAGCAGAAUCCGGUGUGUGUAAGAAAAGACAACAAGCAAUAAAUAUUACUUGAGGUUUU